CGCUUCCGCGAUUACGGGUCACGCUCGGGUAUUCUCGGCCCAGGCCCCGGUGGCACAGGGAGAACAGUGAUAUAUUGUGUGAAACCAGUUGACAUGGCGAUGAACAGUGAUGUCCCUCAUUUACUGUUUGGAGGCUCUUUUUCAGCGAUUAUCCCCCCUCACUCAGUUGAUGUCAGCGAAAUCCGUGAAAUCCCUGAUAACCAGGAAGUAUUUGCUCACAGUAAUACGGACCAGAGCAUCGUCAUCGAGCUGCUAGAACACCAGAAUCACGUUCCUGAUCAGGAAGCAGCCAGGUACCAUUUUGCUGAUAUUGCGAGCAGUAACGAUGUGAGCGGUAUGGACAGCACAGAGAUUCUGAGUGUGGAGCCUGUUGGCAGUGACCAGAUUACACUACAAGAUCCCAGCAGCGCCUGGCUCCUCUCUGGGAGGCAGCAGGUGGCUAAAUUCAAUGAGCAGGCUAGAAAUACUGUGACAAUUCACCUGGCACUGUUCAGACUCCCACAGUACUCCACUGAUAUCCUCAUCACAUUUAAUGAUCCGACAGUAAUCAGUCCGUUUAGCAGCAGUGUGGGUGGGAGUUCUGUGCAAUCAGGAGGGAUGUCUGCCAGUGCUGCGCCACACUGGACCCUGCAGCAGUUCCGCACCACCGUGCAGUCCUUCCGGCUCCUGGAUCCGACCAUUUUCUCCUGAACACCUGUGCUUUGUGGUUAGACAUUGCACUGUGGGGACGGCGAGAGUCUCGGUCAUCUUCUGCUUGCGCAUGGUGCCCAGACUGUGACAAACGCCAUUGUGGACAAGUACGCAGGUGGAUUUUUCAAUCGUGGACGGGAGCUUUCGUUGAAAGAGGAUGAGGUAUCCAUACUGUUAGGUAAUACAGACUUGCUAACAGGAAUAAGAGGAGACCAUUCAGCCCCUGGAGCCUGUUCCACCAUUCAUUGAAAUUCUUGGCUGAUCUGUAAUCUAACUCCUCAUAUCUUUGCCGAUACUCCUUUAUACCAUUGGUCAUCAAAAGGAAAAUCUCAGAUUUAAAAUCAACAAGUGAUCAUGCAUCAGUGAUGUUUGUGGAGGAGAGUUCCAAAUUUCGAUCACCUUCACUAGGUCAAAGUGAUUGCUUCUGAUACUCCUGAAAGGUCUUCAUUUUCAUUCUCUGCAUUAGAAUCUCGGAUUUUCCAACCACUCAAAGCAAUUUCUGUCUCUUUCCACUAUACUUGCUUCCCUCAAUAGCUUUAAAACUUUGAUUAAGCCACCCUUUAAUCUUCUAAAUUCCAUGAAAUUUUGUAAUAUUGCUAUAAAAACAUAAUUAGGGCAGUGAAAUGUGAAGCCAUGUUGGCAAGGCUGUCUGUCUGCAUUCAAAUAUUUCACUCCAUUUAAUCCCUCAAUAAUACUUCCCUUGUCCAAUUUUAAUUGUCCAAGGUAAACAAAGGGGAAGGGACCCAUCUAAAGAAGGGUCACUGGACCCGAAACAUUAAUUCUGAAUUUGCUUUACGGAUGCUGUCAGACCUGCUGGGCUUUUCCAGCAUCUUCUGUUUUUUGUAAACAGUAAGGGUUCUGAUUUCAUCCAACUCCAGCUGUCCCUGUAGGCUAGUGUUUUUACAAAUCAUAGUGUAAGAGAGUCCCUACAGUGUGGACACAGGCCAUUCGGCCCAACAAGUCCACACCGCCUCUCCAAAGAGUAUCCUACCCAGACUCAUUCCCAUACCCCUGCAUUUCCCAUGUCUAACCAACCUAACCUAAACACCCCUGGGCACUAUAGCAUGGCUAAUCCACCAAGCCUGCACAUCUUUGGAUUGUGGGAAGAAACCGGAGCACCCGGAGGAAACCCACGCAGGCACGGGAAGAAUGUGCAGAUCCCACACAGACAGUUACCCGAGGGUGAAAUCGAACCCGGGUCCCUGGUGUUGUGAGGCAGCAGUGCUAACCACUUGCCAUCCCCUGGCCAAAUCCUAGCAGUUUCCCAAUCACUUCAAUGCCUUUGACUUAGACACUACCCCCACUCUGCUCCUUUCAACUUCUCCCUGUGCCUUUGCUCAUGCUGUGGUUGCCUUCUCGUUCCUUGUCCGUCCACCACUUGUCUUGCUGGCAGACUCUUUGUUAAUGGAGAGAAUCACCAUCAUGUGCAGCUGUGCCCUCACCCAGGAAGCCUGUCCAUCUCAAGCUGUUCUGAAAGUUGUGUUCCAUCUAGAUACCCUCCCAAACUGGGCUGUUAAUUGGUUUGUGUGUCUGUAAGUCUCUGUAUGCGUAGAGAGACAGUGUGGAGAGGGGUGCCUCUUCCGCACUAGAAUGCUUUGCCGACCAUCUCAAUCCAGCCCUUUCUCCCAGCCACCAUUCUACCAGUUAACAGCUGGUUAUCUCAUGGGAAUCCUCGCUGUCUUCCUUUUGUGACCCUGACGUGCCAUGACCUCAUUAGCUCAGUGCCACACUGGAUGAAAUUAAUGGCUAUUCCGAAUGUGCCAGCCCACAGCCCCUGUUAUUCACCUAACCUGUCCAGGGGUAAACUACUGCGCAGUGGAACUUGGUGAGGCAGCUACAGCCAUCAGCCUGUUCACAGGAAGAAUCUCCAGGAGCUGGAUGUCCGUGAAAUAUUCUUUUAUACAGUGACUUUCACCAGCUCAGAUGGCUCUGACGCAAUGUACAACCAAUGGCAUAGUUCUUCUAAAGUGUAGUUACAGAUGCAGGAAACACAGCAGCCAAAUUACACACAGGAAGCUCUCUCAACCAGCAGGAUGUUUUGUGACUGGAUAAUCCACUGGCUGUGAGAUAAUAACCAGGACAUCUGGGGGAGGAUUCCCUGGCUCUUGUUGGUAGUAAGGGCCGUGGGAUGUUUCCUAUCUCCCAGUGGUGGGCAGUUGGCUGGAUGAAAGCAAGCUGUAGUUUGAUGACCUGUCAAAAUUAGGCAGCCUGAAAUCAGCCCAGCUGACAGGAAGUGAACUGUGUACAGGCAGUUUCUAGUCACUGACAUCUCUGCUACCUAGUGAGUUUUAGCUGGUUGGCUGAAUGAUUGAUUUGAAAUUUAAUAUUUGUUUCAAAUCUGGAUUCUUUGGUGGGUUGUUGUAAAGGCCUGAGUUAUUUGACACAUAGUAUAUACUAUUCCUUCAUGGGUUAUGUGUUAAUAACUUAAUAAGCUAUUUCAGAGCACCUGGCAAUUAAAACAAUAUGUUAAUUCACUGACCAGAGAUGGUGCUAAAUCAUAGAGCAGCCAUGGUGGCAUGAGAUACCGGGACAGUUGGUAUCUGACCACUUCCUGCUCCUAUGAAAGGUCCCUCCCCACUCUGCAAUGUCAGUUGUUUUUAAUCUGUGUGGUGUUGGAAGAGGGUAUGAAACUAGUUUCCGUGACACAGAGGGAAUUUUCCACCGUGUUUCCUGAUAUUCCAAAAGCAGGCAGAGGCCUCUCAUUGGAAAAUGUACUUCCCAAAUUGUUGU
Stegostoma tigrinum is the source of this 3420-nucleotide messenger RNA. It is a transcript of the gene rangrf, whose product is annotated as RAN guanine nucleotide release factor. The transcript has 6 exons. Gene Ontology annotation, molecular function: guanyl-nucleotide exchange factor activity; sodium channel regulator activity; small GTPase binding. Gene Ontology annotation, cellular component: nucleus. Bases 94 to 690 code for a protein of 198 amino acids. Gene Ontology annotation, biological process: regulation of membrane depolarization; regulation of sodium ion transmembrane transporter activity; heart contraction. NCBI's taxonomy places the organism in Eukaryota, Metazoa, Chordata, Chondrichthyes, Orectolobiformes, Stegostomatidae. The record is from RefSeq and is a predicted model, not a curated record.